AUGGGCCAGGCACAGCCAACAGAGGAGAGUGAGGAGAUUGAUAUCAUAACAAUUCAAGACAUGUAUAAAAAGUUUGUCCAGGAGUGCCCGAGCGGACGACUUUUCCUGCACGAGUUCAAGCGCUUCUUUGGCGUGGAUCCUACAGGAGAGGCCUCGGAAUAUGCGGAGAACAUGUUUCAUGCUUUCGACAAAAACGGGGACAAUACAAUAGAUUUCCUUGAGUUUGUGGCGGCACUGAAUCUGGUUUUCAGAGGAGAUCUGGAGCAUAAACUGCGGUGGUCAUUCAAGGUGUACGACAGGGACAACAAUGGCUUUGUGGACCGGGGGGAACUACGAGCAAUUAUUAAUAGCAUCUAUAAGAUAAAGAAAGGUCCAAAGACGAGCACGAGCACGGACACAAGCACGAGCACACUUGACGGGCAGAUGACCGUGGAUCAGAUCGUGGAUCGAAUAUUUCAGGCAGUCGAUAGCGAUGGAGACGGUUCUAUCAGUGUGGACGAGUUUAUUAAAGGUGCAAAGCAGGACCCCUGGCUGUUAAACAUGCUGAAGUUGGAUAUUAAACCCACAAUAUGGAUGAUGGAGCAGAGGAGGAAGAGUGCACACUUUUAA
Notolabrus celidotus (New Zealand spotty) is the source of this 609-nucleotide messenger RNA. Its product is annotated as guanylyl cyclase-activating protein 2-like. Gene Ontology annotation, biological process: visual perception. Gene Ontology annotation, cellular component: cone photoreceptor outer segment; photoreceptor inner segment. The transcript is spliced from 4 exons. The record is from RefSeq and is a predicted model, not a curated record. NCBI's taxonomy places the organism in Eukaryota, Metazoa, Chordata, Actinopteri, Labriformes, Labridae. The coding region runs from base 1 to 609 and encodes 202 amino acids. Gene Ontology annotation, molecular function: calcium ion binding; calcium sensitive guanylate cyclase activator activity.